AUGUCUUCGCGCGGAGUUGUUUGUGAAGAUGCUCAGCGUUGGCAGAGUAUUACAAGGCAAUCCCAGACCAUCGUGGCAAAUGCGUCUGGGGCCUUGAGUAGUGUAGAUGGCGCACACGACGAGGCCAGCAGCCCAAGCCUUGGCACAGAUGAAGCACUUUUGGUAAUGCUGGAGCAGAUAUAUCAACUUGGAUUGUCCCGGAAAGCUUUCAAGGUGCUUGGGUUCCCCAUUCUGUGCAUCCUUCGGCUCACAACGCCACAGAGUACUUCUCGGGUGGCACGCGACGUUGGCAACGACGAUGACAUGAUGGAACCCCCAGAGCCAGAAAUGGUUGAUGCAUCGAAUGGAUUAUCGGACGAAGAAAUCCUUACGCAUGUCUCAGAUCCUGAUAUAGGUAAAGUCGCUCUUUACACCCAUUUACGAUGGUCACGAAACAGAAAUUGCCCAGAAACGGCUCCUUUCGGCUUUGGAGACGGCCAGUCUCAGGAAAGCCAGCAAUUGGACGAACCUCUUCGAUGCGAUAGCGAUGACGAACAGGGUCAUUUCUUUGUGUCGUCCGGCAUGGAGACCCCUGAGGACUACAUUCAGACGAUGGAGGUCAAUAUAACUGAAUUCGUCGAUUUCGAUUCGGAUCUCGAUGAAGACAGCAUAAACGACCUCUCUUCUCCUCCGUCAUGGGAUCUCGUUCAUUCCCAAGGUCUUCAGGAUACUUCUGAUGUGCCAAUCUCUCGACUAAGCUCUCGGUCUUCUUCUGAAGCUUGCCUCUCUGACUUCUCUGGAUCGGACCAAGAACUUCUCACCCCUCGCGACCCUGGGCCCGAGAAGGAGGAGGUAUGGAGCGACCUGGAAGUUGGUUCUAUCGCUGGAGAUGUAUUCGGUGACCCGUCAGGUCCCUAUCACAAUCUCGAUCCCAACUGUUCUCUUGUGCAGAGACCUGAUGAUGAACGGGAAGACUGGCUGAUGGACGAUGAUGGUUGGGAAGGACUUGAUAGCGUAACGAGCAUAGAUAGAAGUUAUGAUUUGUACGAGGAGGAUGAUUUCUGGUAG
Molecule: messenger RNA, 1047 nt
Organism: Coprinopsis cinerea okayama7#130
Lineage: Eukaryota; Fungi; Basidiomycota; Agaricomycetes; Agaricales; Psathyrellaceae
Exons: 1
Coding region: 1-1047 (348 amino acids)
Source: RefSeq, a predicted model, not a curated record